This is a messenger RNA of Cyclopterus lumpus (lumpfish), 3469 nucleotides long. RefSeq names its product TEF transcription factor, PAR bZIP family member a (gene tefa). NCBI's taxonomy places the organism in Eukaryota, Metazoa, Chordata, Actinopteri, Perciformes, Cyclopteridae. The transcript has 4 exons. The record is from RefSeq and is a predicted model, not a curated record. The coding region runs from base 223 to 1131 and encodes 302 amino acids. Gene Ontology annotation, biological process: regulation of transcription by RNA polymerase II. Gene Ontology annotation, molecular function: DNA-binding transcription factor activity, RNA polymerase II-specific; RNA polymerase II cis-regulatory region sequence-specific DNA binding. Gene Ontology annotation, cellular component: nucleus.
GAUUGGCUGCGGGGGAGCCGAGUGGGCGGACUGCGUUAAGUAACUUAAAUUCUGAGUUCAUAAUGUAUGACCUGGUAAGGUUUUAGUAGUUCCACCAUUUCAUGGGAGCUGGUAGGCCCGUGUCAGCCUCAGUCGACCUCGUUGCACUUGAUUGUAGCUUCUUUGUGAGCGGCUGACCAGCUGUGACAUAUCGGUUCAACCUCAUUUAGAGAAACAGCCAGCAUGACUUCGGACACUACAGAGAUCCCGGAGAUGUUCAGGGCUCUUUUUGAGUUUCCGUUUACUCUCCCGAACUUUGACGAUAAUGACACCGACAAGGAAAAGCUGUAUCUGGGAGGUAAUGUUGACCUCAGCGGAGGAGGUAGCGAUGUGUGUCCGUCCGCUGCCCUGACCCCUGCUAUCUGGGAGAAAACCAUUCCUUAUGAUGGUGAAAACUUCCACCUGGAGUACAUGGACCUUGAGGAGUUCCUCACGGAGAAUGGCAUCCCCACCUUGCCCGAUGUGGACUCUCUAAAGAGCAGCCCAGAAGGAGACUCCAUGAAGACGGAGAAACUAGAGGCACAGGUGACGGUUGCCAAGACAGCCAGCGUGUCCCCACUGGGCCUCCUACCCAUUCAGGAAUUGGACAAGUGUGAGGGCGAAGUGGUGAUCAUCACCAGGAGUGACUCGGAUAUCAUCUGCGACGUUACUGCAGAGGUGACCACUGAAAGUGACCGGGCGACCCCCGAGCCCAUUGACCCCGAUGAGAUUGAGAUCGAUAUCAACUAUGAGCCAGAUCCCACUGACCUGGUCCUGUCCAGUGUGCCUGGAGGCGAGCUGUUUAAUCCUCGCAAGCACAAGUUCUCUGAAGAUGAGCUCAAGCCACAACCGAUGAUCAAGAAGGCCAAGAAAGUGCUUGUGCCCGAGGAGCGGAAGGAUGACCGGUACUGGAACCGAAGGAAGAAGAACAACGUGGCUGCCAAACGGUCCCGUGAUGCCCGCAGGUUAAAGGAGAACCAGAUCACUGUCCGAGCAGCUUUCCUGGAGCGCGAGAACGCGGCGCUGCGGACAGAAGUGGGCGAGCUGCGGAAGGAGUGCGGCCGCUACAAGAACACAGCGGGUCGCUACGAGGCCAGAUAUGGACCACUGUAAGGGAACAUGGAAAGCAAAUGCACACAUUCUUAAUGUACAUCUUAAAAGACGGUAUCAGCCUCUUUUUUUAUUUAUUUUCACUGGUCUGGUUCGAAACCUUAUUUGGGCACUCAUAAAGCAGAUGGCAGAUCCUUUGUAGUGCUGACAUGACGGUGUGUCACUGUUUUGUUCGGGUGGAGUUGGCCACAGGUGAAAAGGAAGACAGGCGAUACCUUUUUGAGAGCAGCACAGUCACAUGGGUUAACUCUGAGUUGGCAGUCAAACUCAAAAAGAAGACCCUCCUGUUGACCAGAGCUGGGUCAGCAUUAGUUUUUAGAAAGGAGUCAGACAGACGACACGCAUCAGAAGUUAUCUAUCAGGGACCGAACCAUGUGACUGUGUGAAUAAUGUUGCCGCUGUUUAACGUCCCCCCCCCCCCUUGUCAUCCUUGUUCUCUUUCAAGUGCGGUGCUGGAAGAAGACCAGUAGAAAGCAGUUGAUUUAUUUAUUCUUGGAUUUAAAAAAAUCAAUCAACGCAACAAAGUUGAUGCGUGCAAACACUAGAAUCGGUCAGAUGACGAAGAGGAGGAAUUUGACUGCCGUUGCCAUGGAGAUGCAAUUAGCAUGUGAAGACCUGAUAUCUAUUUUUCAUUUCUGGAGUUUUUGUUUUUUUGAGAAUUGGAUUUACUAUCCAUGUGAAUGAGGAGUGUGAGAGAUAUUCAAGUGCUUCUUCAGUACACAACUUUGAAGUGGACUUUUAUCAUGUUUUGUAUGCCUUUGGCCAAAAGAGAUCAUUUGUGAUGUUUAUUUUGGAAAAACUGUGGCUUUUUAAUUUCGUGAAUGAUAGAUGAUACUUGGGUAGACAUUUUAAUAGUUUAGACUAGAAUAGUAUUCUAGAAACGGGGAUUUGAAGGUUGUUUCCAAUUCGUUCCACACCUGCCUGACCGUUUUAUUUUCAAAUGUAUAUAAUAUGGCAGGUUAUGUGAAGAGCUGGGCUUUUCUUUGCCCACAAAACACUUUUUAACUGCAACAUUUCCAAUAAUGUAAGCUUCUUCAGGUAAUUACAGUUGCGUUGCAAAAAAAAAAGAAACAAGAGUGCAGCCAUGUUCACUUUUCUCUUCGCUCAUUACCGGAUCUCAAGAGACACGCACUGCGCUCGCUGUCGCUCUUGUGCCGUUUUUGUCAGAGUAGGACGCCUGCUUCGCCCCCGGGGGCAGGUUGUCAGCGCUGACUCGUCUCCAUUCACGUCAGUAACCUUUCAUACGUGUGUGUGUACAAUCCACUGAUGCAUGUACUGUAAAUAGUUGUAGCCUAAGAUUAUACUUCCUAGACUUUUUUUUUCCCCCCACGAUUUCAUUAUUGUUGGACAUUUAAAAACAAAGUUUGGGAUAUAUUUCAAGUAAAUUCCUCUGUCUCCAAUGAGCGGACAUGUGCAUUGAUGAUGUGUUUAAUGCGAGCUGUCUUUAUUAACGGCGACUGGCGUGGAAAUGUUUGACUCGUUCAGUGUAAAAACAUCACAGUGCACCUCGGUUUGAAGCGUGUUUGUUGUCUGCAGAUUAAAUUAAUCCAGCUCAUGCUUUCCUAUUGUUUGCAAUGGGUUGCUUGAAAUGAUCUCAAAACUAGGUUCUCAAAAACGUUUUAUUUGGGGUGAAUGUGCAUUUAGAUUGUAUCAACAGUUUUUAGUUUGUGUUGGACACAUUUAUUGGCUUUUAUCACCCAACUUUUCUUAUGUUGGUGUGAACUGCUUUUUCUUUUCUGUCUGAGGUGUGAACGCUGGCAGUGUCUGUUGCCAGCAGAUUUAUUUUUUACGAACCCGGAGGCCUCAGUAAUACUGUAUUGUGGGUUUACAGGGGGGCAUAUUAUCUAACGGAAUAACAUCCUUAGUUCAAAUUGUGACGCACAAGUUUUUACACUCAUAGCCAUUUUGUUCUUUGGUUACUAUACUUUUCAACCAUAAAUAAAAUAUGAUGGUCUUUCUUUUUUACAUUACUACCAGCAGUAAAGGCAUCUUUAUAUUAUAGUACAUGUUUUUGUGUUAAAUUUAACAGACUAAAGGCAAUCUUGUGGAGUAAAACUUAGUCAGGACAGUCACAUUAAUUUUUACAAUAAUUUGACUUCCUGCAUCAAUAUUUAAAAAGUCACUUUCUCCACAAGUGCAAUUUCUACAUUAAUAAAUGUUGUAAUGCUUUCUGCUUCAAUAAAGAUUGCAUCUGCCUUCUAUCGGGAACAGGCCGAUCUAAUAACAAAAUUAAGGGAGGUGUAACCUUCCUGUCUUUGUUUUGAAGACAUUUUAUGGCAUUUUAAGUACAGCUACUUUGUCUUGUAAUACAGUAUGUAUAAAUAAAGCUUGGUUGAGAGUC